Molecule: messenger RNA, 2922 nt
Organism: Solanum dulcamara
Lineage: Eukaryota; Viridiplantae; Streptophyta; Magnoliopsida; Solanales; Solanaceae
Product: DEAD-box ATP-dependent RNA helicase 31-like
Exons: 10
Coding region: 113-2707 (864 amino acids)
Cellular component (GO): chloroplast
Molecular function (GO): ATP binding; RNA helicase activity; nucleic acid binding
Source: RefSeq, a predicted model, not a curated record
CCUCCGAAGGAAGGCAAAUAAGGCUUAAGCCCUAAAAACCCUAUCUUCAAUUCUCCUUCUUCUUGAAAAAACCCCCUAAUUUUUUCCCCUUUUAUAUUUUUCUCCAUUUUCCAUGCCGCUCAAGUUAUUACCACAUUUUCGUUUCUUCAAUUCUACAUUCCCAGUUACCCAUUUUCCCACCAUGAAAUGCAAUUCAACUUUAAAGCCUAAAACAAUACCAGUUUUUUCUAGAAUGUUUCCACACAAGCUAAAGUAUAGGUCAAUUGGGUUUCCAAUUUUACCAGCCCAAGAACAAGAACUUCGUAGGUUCUCGAGCCGCUCAGGGAGAUCAAGACCCGGGUCGAGUGCUGACGUGCGAGUUUCGAAGAGCUUGAUUGAAGAUGAAGCUGAACUCAGUGAUUGGGUGAGUGGGUUGAGGUCUGAUUCUUCGUUUACGAAAACUCAGGUGUACAGUGAAAGUGAUGAUAAUGAGGGUGAUAGAGGAAGGGGUAGGGGUAAAUUUGGUAAUAGGGGUAAUGGUGGAGAAGAUAGAGGUGAAAAGAGAAGGAGAGAUGAUGAUUUUAGUGGGCCUGGUAGGAGAAGUGGAGGCCCAAUGCAGUCGAAUUCAAGGAAUGUGGGGAGGUUUGGAAGUGAAUUGUCGGGUGGACGAGGUGGAGGCCGAGGUCAAAUGCAGUCGAAUGCAAGAAAUGGAGGGAGGUUUGGAGAUGACAGGGGGGGUAGAAAUGAGGGUGGAAGAAGUGGUGGUCGAGAUCGAAUGGAGUCCUCCCCAAAGGGUGGAAGGUUUGGAAGUGAUAGAGGGAGUGGAAGUGGAGGGCGUGAUAGGAUGGAGACAUUUUCAAAGGGAGGAAGGUUUGGAAGUGAUAUGGGGAGAGAAAGUGAGGGUAGAAGGAGUGGAGGCCGGGAUCGGAUGGAGCCCUUUCCUAGGAAGGGAGGGAGGUUUGGAAGUGAAAUGGCAAGUCCGAGUGACAAUAGGAGGGGUAAAAGCAGGGUUGGUAGUGGAUAUGGUAGAGAUAUGGCAGCACCAGGUGGUAGUAGUAAGUUAGGGAGGAAAGAAGGGGCAGGUAUGGGGAGAGGGAGUUCCAUGUUGUUGGAUGAAGAUGAUACAGAUAAUGAGGAUGAGGAAGAGGAGAAUGGUUAUAAAGGGUUCCGAGAUUUGAUUGACAGCGAGGAAGAAAGUGAAGAAUCUGAUGAAGAUGAUGAGGUUGAGGAUGAAAAAAUAGUCUCUUUGGAAAAGGAGGACAGUCCAAGGGCAGCACGCCUGAGUUCACCUGGAAAAAGUGAUUCCCACCUCACGGAAACCAGGUUUGAUCAGUUUCCACUCUCUCCCUUGUCUCUAAAAGGAGUUAAAGAUGCUGGAUACAAAACAAUGACCGUAGUGCAGGAGGCAACCCUUCCCAUUAUUCUGAAAGGCAAGGACGUUCUGGCCAAGGCAAAGACUGGCACUGGGAAAACUGUAGCAUUUUUGCUUCCUUCAAUUGAAGUUGUUGUAAAAUCACCCCCUAACACUCGUGAUCAGAAGAGACCACCAGUUCUGGUGCUUGUGAUAUGCCCUACUCGGGAGCUUGCAACUCAAGCAGCUACCGAGGCCAAUACCUUGCUGAAAUAUCACCCUUCAAUUGGGGUUCAAGUUGUUAUAGGAGGAACACGGCUUGCACUUGAGCAGAAAAGGAUGCAAGCAAAUCCCUGUCAGAUACUUGUGGCGACACCUGGGAGACUCAGAGAUCACGUAGAGAAUACAGCAGGGUUUGCUACUCGAUUGAUGGGUGUUAAAGUGUUGGUCCUUGACGAAGCCGAUCAUUUGUUGGAUAUGGGAUUCCGCAAAGAAAUUGAGAAAAUCAUCUCUGCUAUUCCAAAACAGCGCCAAACACUUCUCUUUUCUGCAACAGUUCCACCGGAGGUCCGUCAAAUUUGCCAUAUUGCUUUGAAAAGAGACCAUGAAUUUAUCAAUACUGUUGUGGAAGGCAGUGAAGAGACACAUGCACAAGUUCAGCAGAUGCAUCUGGUUUCUCCUCUAGAAUCACACUUUUCGCUUCUUUAUGCUCUACUAAAAGAGCACAUUGCUGAUGACGUUAACUAUAAGGUUCUUGUAUUUUGCACAACUGCAAUGGUAACAAAACUCGUUGCUGAACUUCUUGGUGAACUUAACUUGAACGUCCGUGAGAUCCAUUCUCGUAAGCCACAAAGCUAUAGAACAAGGGUUUCAGAUGAAUUUCGCAAGUCAACAGGUCUUAUUCUAGUUUCCUCGGAUGUUUCUGCUCGUGGAGUAGAUUAUCCAGAUGUUACCUUAGUUGUGCAGAUUGGAGUGCCAGCUGAUAGACAGCAGUAUAUCCAUCGUCUAGGUAGAACCGGGCGGAAAGGAAAAGAAGGACAAGGCAUUUUGUUGUUGGCUCCAUGGGAGGAAUACUUCUUGUCAACAAUUAAAGAUUUACCCAUUUCAAAGGCAUCUGUACCUCUGCUUGAUCCAGAGGCCAAGAAAAAGGUGGAACGUGGACUAGCCCAUAUAGAUAUGAAAACCAAAGAAUCUGCAUACCAGGCAUGGCUGGGUUACUAUAAUUCCAACAGGUCUAUUGGUAAGGACAAGUACAGACUUGUUGAACUUGCAAACGAGUUUAGUCGGACUAUGGGGCUUGACAACCCUCCAGCCAUUCCAAAGCUUGUUCUUGGGAAAAUGGGAUUGAAAAAUAUUCCUGGACUACGUUCCAAGUAAGUUGAGAUAGCGCUGAUUCAUCUCAUAUAUGCAUACAAAGUGUAUAUAUACAUAGCGCAGACCGUGCAAUGCAACAAUUUAUUUUUCAGCUUAGUGCUGCUUUUACUCAUUGUUUGUAAUUUAGUUACUAGAGAGAAUUGAAAGCCUUGACAGAACAUUAGUUGAGUUCCUUUUUUGCUAACAGGAAAAUUUGGCCGUUCCUCUUUCUAAUUGAA